CUUCGCAAAUGGUUCUGGUUUGGAACAUUCUGUUGCUGGUUCAACAUCAUCCUUCGCUGUUUUCUUGGAGGAUAAGUACAGCAACCCUUCUCCAGUCGAAACCACAAGGCUGCAAGUGAAGAUUUUUGCUAAAAGCGGCACGUCUUAUGCAGACCCAAUAAUAUCACAAGGUAAUGCUCUAUAAUCAUUUAGCAGUUUAGCCUUCUGUUAAAUCUGAAAAUUCUUCUUGCCUAAAGAGACGACAUUUAUGGAAGGAGAAAGUUCUUUCAAUUUAGGACCUGCUGGCCAUCAGGAGAUCAUUGCUGGAAACUCAACUGCGCAAGCAAGUCAAUUUACUGUUUCAUAUACUCCUCAAAUUGCUGGGGAAUAUGAAAUUUGGGUACUCUGUGGGAACAUAGUGCUAAAUGGUGGAAAUCCUUAUGACAUGACAGUUUUUCCAGGUGCAAUCAAUUUGUCAUUAUCAAGUGUUGUAAAGUUUGACCCCCGAGUCAAAAUGGCAGUUGAAAAUGAAGUUGAUGUUCGGCUCGUUGACUCAUUCAUGAACCCGGUGGUAUCUUUCGAAUCAAAACUGUUAUUACAGUUAACAUCUGCAAGUAUCGGAAUCCCUGCAAGUUUUGUGGCAAAAGAAUUUGUUGACAAUGGAGAUGGAUCAUAUACUACUCAUUAUUCUGCAUGGAACCUGAGUCCAUAUAGCAUAUGUGUUCGAUUUGAGGAUAAGCAGCUAGCUCCAUGCCCAUUUGAAGUCAAUGUUCUUGCAGAUGAAAACUUUUCAGAUGUUAAAAAUGAUACUGUUUCAGUAUGGGAGGAUGAAUCAGUUUCCUUUGAUGUACUGUCAAAUGACCACAUUGCAGGAAGUAAAGCUGAAAUAGCUAACUCAUCUUCCCCACUUCAUGGAUCAGUCCUGCAGUUCAACCACAUGUAUCGUUACACGCCUUUUGAAGGAUUCUUUGGGAAUGACUCAUUCUCAUACACAAUAUCUGAUGAUCAUGACAAUGUCGUCACUGCAACAGUUUUCAUAUCUGUCAUCUGCAGACCACCUCAGUUCACAUCUUUACCCCAGAAUUUGCAUGUUACUGAAGAUACCAUCGGCCCACAAUUUGGUGGAUUUUCAGGAAUCAAAAUAGUGUAUUCGGAUAUAACAGAAAACAUAUCUGUUACAGUGAAAGCGCAGUCUGGAAAUGUGUUUCUUGCUGUAAUGCCAAUGAAGCUUCAACAGUCGUCAGAUGAUGUACUUUCGAUCAGCAGGGGAGGUAGAACUGGCAAAGACCUGAUACUGGGAGGAACAAUAGACGCAAUAAAUGGAGCGCUACAAUUUUUGCAGUACCUUGGAAAUGAAGACUUCUAUGGAAAUGAUGUUAUAGUGUUACACGCCAUGAGCAGAAAUGGUGUACAAGAUGCUCGGAUCCCGAUCUUUGUUGAGCCAAUCAAUGACCGUCCAGUGAUACUAGCUCCAGGAUCAAUUUUCUUGGGUGGGAAAGAAUCAAAGAAAGGACAUCAAAUCUACGACAAAAGCAGGGAUACAUUUCAAUUUUCCAUUUUUGAACCCGAUAUUCGUAAUUUCCCAGGAAACAAAUCCCAUUUUUCGUUAGUGUUCUCCCUAGAACUGUGUGAGGGAACUUUGACGCUGAGCUUGCCAGCCAGUACCAUUCGCACUGUGGAGCUGAAGACAGGAGGCGUUAACCAGUGGCAGCCUCUUCAGACAUAUGUGAACAUUGAUAAUCACUUUGUGCUGAAAGGAACUGCCAUCAGAUUCCGUGGGACAGUCCAGGACUGCAACAAUGCAAUGCAGCAGCUGCAUUACCAAGGUCCAAGCCAUGGAACAACCUUAUCCAUCACUGUAAACGACCUGGGAAGCUAUGGAUGCUACCCUGACUGUUCAAAGAUGAUGGGGACGCCACUAUCCGCUGCAAAGAGCGUUCAUCUAGUCAAAACAAAACAAAAGAACUCAAGAAUAGAUCCCUUGCUUGGAUCGCUGAUCAUAGCUGAGAUCCUCAUAAUGAUAUGCCUUGGCGUUGCUCUCCUGUAUUUCCUCUUCAAAUGCAUUAAGGAUUUGAAGGUUGAGCGAAGGGAGCGAAGGGUUCGUCGGCAUAGGGGUGCUUCACCACCACAAUCUGAGAACGUUGGACGUUGCUCUGCAGCUGCAGCUGCGGUCCCAUCUGGUGCAAGAAGAUCAAGUUUUCGUCAGAGGUCUUCACGGUCGCGCAAGCAAGAACUGGAACUCCAGCCAGUCUCCGAGAUCAGAAACAACGGAAAUCAAGAUAGCAUUCCUGUAGCAGACAAGGACGAAUAGGUGUUUGAUAAUUUACCCUAGAAUGUUCCGAACCCAAAGUAUUUUUUUUUCUGUUCAAUGGGAAUAAAAAUUGGAAGACAAGAUGGGUUGCAUGUAACUCUUAUUGACAGCCAUUACAGAUUGUUAGGAUUUCA
This is a messenger RNA of Setaria italica (foxtail millet), 2424 nucleotides long. Its product is annotated as protein GAMETE EXPRESSED 2. The record is from RefSeq and is a predicted model, not a curated record. Gene Ontology annotation, biological process: pollen sperm cell differentiation; actin cytoskeleton organization. Bases 248 to 2290 code for a protein of 680 amino acids. Gene Ontology annotation, molecular function: actin filament binding. Lineage: Eukaryota; Viridiplantae; Streptophyta; Magnoliopsida; Poales; Poaceae. The transcript has 12 exons.